This is a messenger RNA of Alnus glutinosa, 1557 nucleotides long. RefSeq lists its product as uncharacterized. The record is from RefSeq and is a predicted model, not a curated record. NCBI's taxonomy places the organism in Eukaryota, Viridiplantae, Streptophyta, Magnoliopsida, Fagales, Betulaceae. Gene Ontology annotation, cellular component: cytoplasm; PML body. Gene Ontology annotation, molecular function: single-stranded DNA binding; 5'-tyrosyl-DNA phosphodiesterase activity. Bases 30 to 1358 code for a protein of 442 amino acids. Gene Ontology annotation, biological process: double-strand break repair. The transcript has 4 exons.
GCCCACAGCAAAAGCGGCAAGCAAUUCGAAUGGCAUUCUCAAUGAUAAAACUCGCAGAUUUUUCAUUCCCUUUCCACACUCGCUCUCUCACAGUAAACCCCAGAAAACCUUCUUGUCUCCUUUCGAUUCCAAUGUCUUCUUGGGCCUGCAAAAGAUGCACCUUCAUCAACCCACCUUCUCAAAAACCCACAUGCCAAAUCUGCUUUGCUUCUUCUUCUUCAUCUCCACCUUCUUCUCCUUCAGCCCCAAAAUGGUCAUGCAAGGCCUGCACUUUCUUGAACCAUUACAAGAGCUCUAACUGCGAGGUCUGUGGCACUCGGGCCUCGGUAUCGAGCUUCGAUGAUUUGAACGAUAUUGAUCUUGAUGAUGAUGAGUCUGGGGUGGUGGGGUCCGUUUUCUUGCCACUGCAGCGUUGCAAGAGGAAGGUGCGGGACCCAGUUGUGGGUGACGAAGAUUGCAUUGAAUUGGGUGGGUUUAGAGGGAUUAAGGCAUCGAAUAAGGCGGUGGCUGUCUUGGAGGACACUGGUUCAGGCACAGUAUCUAGUUCGUUGAAGAUUUUGAGCUAUAACGUUUGGUUUCGAGAAGACCUGGAAAUGCAUAAGAGGAUGAAAGCCCUUGGUGACCUUAUUGAACAACAUUCCCCAGACCUCAUCUGUUUUCAGGAGGUUACUCCUAGUAUAUAUCAUGUUUUUCGGCAAUCCAGCUGGUGGAAGACAUAUCGUUGCUCAGUUUCAAAUGAGAUUGCUAAUUCAAGUGCUUACUUUUGCAUGCUGUUAAGCAAAUUGCCUGUGAAAUCCUUCAGCUGUAAAGCCUUUUGUAAUUCUAUAAUGGGAAGAGAACUAUGUGUUGCUGAGGUUGAAGUUCAGGGGGACAAAACUUUGGUUGUCGCUACUAGCCAUCUUGAGAGCCCCUGCCCAGCCCCUCCAAAAUGGGAUCAGAUGUAUAGCAAGGAACGUGUAGAGCAGGCAAAGGAGGCAGUCAACCUUCUCAACAAGAAUCCAAACGUGGUUUUUGGUGGUGACAUGAACUGGGAUGACAAGUUAGAUGGUCAGUUUCCUUUUCCUGAUGGAUGGGUUGAUGCGUGGCAAGAGUUAAGGCCAGGGGAAAAUGGAUGGACAUAUGAUACCAAGUCCAACCAGAUGUUGGCUGGUAACCGUACAUUGCAGAAGCGGCUUGAUCGAUUUAUUUGUAAUCUUCGUGAUUUCAAGAUAAGUGGUAUUGACAUGAUUGGGAUGGAUGCGAUACCAGGUCUAUCAUAUAGCAAGGAUAAGAAAGUGAGGAAAGAGAUCAAGAAGCUGGAGCUUCCUGUUCUGCCGAGUGAUCACUAUGGCUUGCUUUUAACCAUCUCGAAACAGUAAUGUGUUUAUGGUAAAGCUUUGUUAACUAGUGAUUUCUUUUUGUCGAUGCUUCUGUGCAUGCUCUUACAUGCAGUUUUGUAUAGAUUUAAAAAAGAAAUGAUGUAAAUGAGGGGCAUCUUGUUUUGCUUUCUGUAUGCAACUUUUUGCAAAGAAUGAUGUACUUCCAAAUAUUAUUGCUAUUAUUGGACUGUUAAAUUGA